Hemiscyllium ocellatum (epaulette shark) is the source of this 1664-nucleotide messenger RNA. RefSeq names its product tetraspanin 7b (gene tspan7). NCBI's taxonomy places the organism in Eukaryota, Metazoa, Chordata, Chondrichthyes, Orectolobiformes, Hemiscylliidae. The transcript has 8 exons. Gene Ontology annotation, cellular component: membrane. The coding region runs from base 52 to 801 and encodes 249 amino acids. The record is from RefSeq and is a predicted model, not a curated record.
GAGGAGGCGGAGGCAAGGCUGGGGCAUUGGAGCGUAAACGCAUAGAUUAUUAUGGCAUCGCGGCGAAUGGAGACUAAACCGGUGAUAACGUGUCUCAAAACACUCCUCAUCAUCUACAGCUUCGUUUUCUGGAUCACAGGUGUUGUCCUAUUGGCUGUUGGAGUAUGGGGUAAACUCACCUUAGGUACUUAUAUCUCACUCGUCGCUGAGAAUUCCACAAAUGCCCCUUACGUACUCAUUGGGACUGGCACUACCAUUGUUGUCUUUGGCCUCUUUGGUUGUUUUGCAACAUGUCGUGGAAGUCCAUGGAUGUUGAAACUCUAUGCCAUGUUCCUCUCCUUGGUAUUCUUGGCAGAGUUGGUGGCUGGCAUUUCAGGAUUUGUGUUCCGACAUGAGAUCAAGGACAUCUUUUUCAAGACUUACACAGAUGCUGUUCAUAAUUACAAUGGAAAAGACGAGCAAAGUCAUGCAGUGGAUGACGUACAGAAUAGUCUGCGCUGCUGUGGUGUGCAGAACUACACAAACUGGAUCACCAGCACCUACUGGCCUGAGCACAGCUUUCCUCGGAGUUGUUGUAUAAACAGCAGUGACUGUAACCCAGAGGAUUUACGGAACAUGACUAUUGCUGCCACUAAAGUCUACCAACAGGGCUGUUAUGAAUUGGUGACCAGCUUCAUGGAGACAAACAUGGGAAUUAUUGCUGGCGUUGCAUUUGGAAUUGCCUUCCUACAGUUAAUCGGAAUGUUGCUGGCAUGUUGUUUGUCUCGAUUCAUCACUGCAAACCAGUAUGAAAUGGUGUAAUACAGGGUUGAAGAAGGAAUAUGGUCUAAUUGGACAGUUUCUAAUGUAGGAUUUGUAGAAGAUCAGGCCACCAUCCUCUGAAUUCGAAUACACUACCCUUUCUGUUCUUGGUAGUGCACCAUUUCUUGUCAUACAGUUGUGCAAUAAAGGGGUAGUUUCCCUUUUUCAUAUUGAACAUCAAGGCUUUUAAGAUGCUGAUGACUGCAGUAGUUUUGCUACUUGGUCAGUUUAAUGGAUAUCAUGACAUGUUACAACAUGUACCAUAACUGCAUUGAUGUGGCUCUGCAUGUAGUGAUCUAUGAGGUUUUUUGGGGGGGAGGGAUUAGAGGCUGUUUAGCAGUGUCACUGGAAUUUUUACAUCUUUUUAUUUAUAGUGAUAAGUAUUGAUGACUAUUUAAUAUAGAUAUUAUAGUUUUUAAUUUGUUUCAUACACUGUUAUUCUGCCUAUGGGCUUAGAAAUGAAAUAAAUGGAUAUCUAGGGGAAAAAAAUAGAAGUACAAUAGUAAUGUAUUACUUGAAGGGAGAAUGAAGAUUGUUUCCCUGAACCUAAACUACAAUUGAAGUUUUUUAAUUAUAGUGUCAUUAAACAUUGCUGCUUAUGCCACUAAAUGUAGCAUCCUAUCACAUAUAAAAUGCAGUUAUAAUUGUAUUGUUUGUUACGUGAAAUAAUAUUGCUUCUGUUUUUGAGUAUUUAUAUGUUAAUAUUUCUGUUGUAAUGUAUGUAGAAGGAUGUUAAUCAGCCAUUAUGUUUCCUGUUAAUUUAACAAGGGAUGAAUCUAUGUUACGCAAGUCUGAUGAACAUUUCCAAAACAAUCUGUAGCUGAAAUUAAUGCAUUUUAGAACAGCCACCAAUUAGCAUGCCA